Messenger RNA from Castor canadensis (American beaver), 2402 nucleotides. RefSeq names its product nudE neurodevelopment protein 1 like 1 (gene Ndel1). Gene Ontology annotation, cellular component: centrosome; kinetochore; kinesin complex. Gene Ontology annotation, biological process: cell migration; microtubule nucleation; chromosome segregation. Lineage: Eukaryota; Metazoa; Chordata; Mammalia; Rodentia; Castoridae. Gene Ontology annotation, molecular function: microtubule binding. The record is from RefSeq and is a predicted model, not a curated record.
CACAGAAUGGCCUCGGACAGCCAGGCAGCUCCUGACGUGUCGGGGAGGAGCCGGGCGCGGAGGACCGUGCAACGGAGCUUUGGGCGGUGGAGGGGAGCGGAGCUGAGCGGCUGGGCGGGCCUGGCCAGGCCAGUGGAGCAGAGACGUCGGUCGAGCCGCGGCGAACAUGCGUUUUUGACACAUUGGAGGCUUUCUUGAUCAUGGAUGGUGAAGAUAUACCAGAUUUUUCAAAUUUAAAGGAAGAAACUGCUUAUUGGAAGGCACUUUCCUUGAAGUAUAAACAAAGCUUUCAGGAAGCUCGGGAUGAGCUAGUUGAAUUCCAGGAAGGAAGCAGAGAAUUAGAAGCAGAAUUGGAGGCACAGUUAGUACAGGCUGAACAAAGAAAUAGAGACCUGCAAGCUGAUAACCAAAGACUGAAAUAUGAAGUGGAGGCAUUAAAGGAGAAACUAGAACAUCAAUACGCCCAGAGCUACAAGCAGGUCUCAGUAUUAGAAGAUGAUUUAAGUCAGACCCGGGCCAUUAAGGAGCAGUUGCAUAAGUAUGUGAGAGAGCUGGAGCAGGCCAAUGAUGACCUGGAGCGAGCAAAAAGGGCAACAAUAGUUUCACUGGAAGACUUUGAACAAAGGCUAAAUCAGGCCAUUGAAAGAAAUGCAUUUUUAGAAAGUGAACUUGAUGAAAAGGAAUCUUUGUUGGUCUCUGUACAGAGGUUAAAGGAUGAAGCAAGAGAUUUAAGACAAGAGCUAGCAGUUCGGGAAAGACAACAGGAAGUGACCCGAAAGUCAGCUCCCAGUUCUCCGACUCUAGACUGUGAGAAGAUGGAUUCUGCUGUACAGGCUUCACUGUCCUUACCAGCGACUCCUGUUGGCAAAGGAACAGAAAACAGUUUUCCAUCACCAAAAGCUAUACCAAAUGGUUUUGGAACCAGUCCACUAACUCCUUCUGCUAGGAUAUCAGCACUAAACAUUGUGGGGGAUCUCUUACGGAAAGUAGGGGCUUUAGAAUCCAAAUUAGCAGCUUGCAGAAAUUUUGCAAAGGACCAAGCAUCACGAAAAUCCUAUAUUUCAGGGAACGUUAACUGUGGGGUGAUGAACAGCAAUGGCACAAAGUUCUCUCGAUCAGGGCACACAUCUUUCUUCGACAAAGGGCAAGAAAAAGUCAUAUUUCCCACGUUGUUCAUGGGGCAGUAAACGGCUUCGACCCAGCUCCUCCUCCUGGCCUGGGCUCCUCACGCCCAUCCUCAGCACCUGGUAUGCUGCCUCUCAGUGUGUGAGUGCCCAGCCUCCAGGUGGGGGCCCUGCCCUCCUCCAGCAGCCCAGGACACCCACGCCUCGCCCUUCGGUGCCUGGGCCCAGCCCUGUGACCCUCCGUCUGCCUUCUCGCAGUUGGCAGAGGGCAGGCUGCAUGCAGUGGUGGCUGCUGGGCCCCGCCCAGCCCCAGGACUCUGCGCGAUAUCAAUAUUGGCUAUUUUCUCUUCUCGCCGUAGUGCCGUUGGUUUCACAUGAUUGCACUUUUGUGGGUCAUAAGGUGAUACAUAUGUGUAUUACUUGGUCACUGGAUGCGGAAGUACCUGUUCAUCACACUUGCCUCAUACCCCUACUCUGCUGUGCUGAUAGGAUUUAGUUGUGUUUAGGACAUUGCAGAUCUUCUAGAAGUUCUUCCCCAAUCAGGUUGGUGUGUGCCCAUCCAAGCUCUCACCCAGGCAUCGUCAGUGCUCACAAUCAUGUCUCACCCCCAAACUUGACCCUACAGUUUGGCCUGUUUCUGGAAAAGAGUCAGGAAUGUCACUGAAUUAGGGAAUACUGUCCGCACCUUAUGAUUUUAUGUAAGUAGUUUCCAUUCCAUAGACUUGCCUCCCAAAGCAGCAAGAUGCCGCCUGAGCUGCAGGCGGCAGGAGCUUCCAGGGCUCCAGGACUGAGCCUUGGUGCUGCCUCCUCCAUGUGCCUCAGACUCAGGGGAGGCAGGUGGCAACCUCCUCGCCAGCCUUCAGUUCAGUGACAUCCUCAGAGCAUUUGUUUUCUCUUCUGAAGGUCCAUCCAGCGCAUCAGGAAGGGUUGAGGGGUCUGAUUCUGGGAGCUGGCCUGCUGGCUCCUAGGGGUACUGACCAGAAGUGGUUGUCCCUUACAUCCUUUGAUUGCUCUCAUGCUGCACUUACUGUUUACAUUUGUUUUAUUGUAUAUAGGUUUGUAAACAUUAUUGCCUAAGAUACUUGUAUAUAACUUAGGCUUUGUAGCUUUUAUUUAUUCAGAACUCAUAUGGCAUGUUAAUGAUUUAUGAUGGUGUCCUUCUCUGGGCAGCUGUAUAGGAUCAUCAUGUGGUUAAAAACAAAAUACUUCCCCUCCGAAAGAAAAUCUUUUAAUGUGGAAACAAUAAAUUUCACAGAAAAAAAGAAUUGAGGUUGUUUU